Caenorhabditis briggsae is the source of this 762-nucleotide messenger RNA. It is a transcript of the gene Cbr-mrps-26, whose product is annotated as Protein CBR-MRPS-26. Bases 1 to 762 code for a protein of 253 amino acids. The record is from RefSeq and is a predicted model, not a curated record. The transcript has 3 exons. Gene Ontology annotation, cellular component: mitochondrial small ribosomal subunit. Lineage: Eukaryota; Metazoa; Nematoda; Chromadorea; Rhabditida; Rhabditidae.
AUGCUCGGCACCCGUCUGAGCACCACUGGCAGAUGCCUUCUGGCCGCCACGUCGCAUGUUGAAGUCUCCGGAGGCAUUCAGAAGCGACAAAUGGGACGGAGACAGCCGAAACAGGGAAAACCGCCGAUUUUGCCGCCGUCUAAGAAGGUCCUCUAUCACGUCGUCCACGCCCCGUGGCAGAAACCAGAAGACGUCGAGGAGCUUCUGUGGCGUCGUCACGCCUACAACAACGCCGUCGUCUCGCUGCGCGAGGUUUUCCGCGCGGAAAUCGCUCAAAACGCGUCACACGGACAGGGUAUCGAGGCGAUGAAGGAGGCAGAAGCGUUGGAAUUCGAUGAGCUGAUUUUGGAGAAUCAGAAGAGAAACGAGACAAAACGAGCGGACCGUGAAUUGCGAGAAUCCGAGGCGACGAAGGAGACGAAACGAGUGAUUCUAGAUGAGAUCCACGUGGAGCUGGAGAAGCGGAAUCUGGAGAAGAAGGCGGCCGAGGAGGAGGUCAAACGGGCUAUCGAACGAUCGUCGGGCUUCGUGAAUCGAGAGAAUCUGGAAAAGAAGAUUCUGGAGGCACUGGAGACGCCGACGAUCUACGACUUCGCUAUCGAUCGAGCUGGAAAUAAGUACUUCGUGCCACAACCGGUUAAAUAUCAAGAGGGAACACCGACACGACAGAAGGGACGGUUGUAUGAUCAGACACUGGGGACACAGAUGGGAAUGAUGGAGGAAGCGGCUGCUAGUGGAGAGAACAGGCAGAUGGAGCAGUAG